UCGCUCUCGUCCGAACGGGCGGGUCCUACCGCGCCUGCGUACUCGGGAGGGGAAGUGAGGCGGUUUCCUCGGCGCCUUUUCCGGCGGCGGCGGCGGCAGAGCUGGGAGGAGGAGGUAGAGGCCGGAGGGAUCCCGCGCUCGGGGCGGCGGCUGGAGGCAGCGCACGGAGUUUCCUGCGAGGAUCAAUGACCCGCCGGGGCUCCGGAGCCGCACGGGUGGCCUGAGCCCGGGGGGAGCCUGGUGUUCGCGGACCGACGGCCGGGCCGGGGGCGCCGCAGAACAGGCGGCGGCGGAGCGGGCACCGCGGCGGCGCUCGUGCUGCGCCGGCGGGGGGGGAAGGGCAGUUCCGGGCCGGGCCGCGCCUCAGCAGGGCGGCGGCUGCUCGUCGGGCGCAGACGUCGGGCCCCGGCGGCGAGCAGCGGCGGAAUCCCGGGCUCCGGGCGGUGAUGUCCGAGUGAGCGGCGGGCCGGCGCCUCGGCCUCCCCCGGCACCCCGGCGCCGCCACCCACGCAGGCCGCACGGGCGCCCUCGCGGCCGGGACGCGGCGUUUCGAUUUCGCGGCGGCGCUGUGGGGGUGAGCGGAAGAACCGGGACCCCUGAAUGCCCCCGGCCCCGGCUCCGCCGUCGCGAUGGGGAAGGUGCUGUCCAAGAUCUUCGGUAACAAGGAGAUGCGGAUCCUCAUGCUGGGCCUGGACGCGGCCGGCAAGACCACGAUCCUGUACAAGUUGAAGCUGGGCCAGUCGGUGACCACCAUCCCCACGGUGGGCUUCAACGUGGAGACGGUGACUUACAAAAACGUCAAGUUCAACGUGUGGGAUGUGGGCGGCCAGGACAAGAUCCGGCCGCUGUGGCGGCACUACUACACCGGGACCCAGGGGCUCAUCUUCGUGGUGGACUGCGCCGACCGCGACCGCAUCGACGAGGCCCGCCAGGAGCUACACCGCAUCAUCAACGACCGGGAGAUGCGGGACGCCAUCAUCCUCAUCUUCGCCAACAAGCAGGACCUGCCCGACGCCAUGAAGCCCCACGAGAUCCAGGAGAAACUGGGCCUGACCCGCAUCCGGGACCGGAACUGGUAUGUGCAGCCCUCCUGCGCCACCACGGGGGACGGACUCUACGAGGGGCUCACGUGGUUGACGUCCAACUACAAGUCCUAAUGCGCGCUCCCCCCCGCGGCCCCGGCCCUGGAUGGUCGCCGCGCCCCGGGGUCGCUUUUCUCGCUCGAGGUUGAACUCCGGAGUUCCUGUUCCACGUUUGCGGGAGGGGCGGGUUAGGGGCUUUACUUGGUUGGUUCGUUUUUUCUUUAUUUUUUUUUUCCUUCUCGGCUUUGCGUUAGGAUGAUCCGACUUUUGAAAUGAACACAAAGUGCUAAAAAGAAAAAAAAAGCUCUUGUUGACUUCCAGCAAAUGGGAUGGGGGGAAAAAUAUAGCCGUUCUGGGUAUAAAUUCCUUAAAUAAUGGUUUGAUUUUUUUUUUUUUAAAUUUUGAGAGAAUCUUUUUUCCUCCAAUGUAUGCUUUUUUCCUUUUUGCCCAGUUUCCGUAUCACUUGCUGUAGAUGGCUUAUUUUGCAUUCAUGCAGACUGUGUUGCAAGUCUGUUUCAUCUAGUAAACUGAAAAUUAUUGCAUAAUCAAACUGCCGUUUGUCUUUUAUGUUUAAGGCCUUCCCCCCUCUUACAAGUUCUAAUUUAGUAAUUUCAAGUGUGAUCUUUGACAUCGAAGACCAGUAUAGUGUACAGCCCACAAGGGCAAAUAAUGAGUAAUACCAUUGAAAUAUGUUCCAGUUGCACAUCAGUGUUAAACAGAUAAUAUAAGGGGUUCUUUGAAAUGUCACUUAUUAAGUUCUGAAACAUCAUGCAUGAGUAGGGUUAAAAUUGGAGUUCCCCUCUACAUAGCUAACACUGCAUAAAAGUUCAAUGUAACCCAUCAAAGAGAGGUUUUUUUCACUGCAGAGUUAGCAGUUUUACUGUUUUUCCUAUUUUUAAUUCCAAAAUAUCUCUGCAGAAAAAGGAGCAAUAAUAAUGGUGUAUGCCACACACCGAUUAAAUAUUUUAGAUGUUAUGUGACUUGGGCAAAACUGGAAUAUAUACUUUUACCUUGUGUCAAAUAUCUAAGACCAAUAGCUCUUAAGUUCCUUUAUUGUUUAUUCAUUAAUGAAGCAUCCAAAAAUUCAAAUCCUAAGCACCUUUUACCUAGUUGGGAAAAUACACAUUCCUAUUUUCACUUUACUGCAACUGAUUAAGCUGAAGAUAAGACUUUAAUAGAUGAGUGAUCCACAUCUCCAUUAAUUAGAACACUGGAAAACAUGUUUUAUAAAGGUAUUUAAUUCUAUUUGAUUGCAGAAUUAACUCAUGCGAAUAGUCAUAUCUUGUUGGUUCGGUAAUAGGUAAUAGACCGUCUCCUUUAAAGGAAGGAAAUGUGAGUGAAUGUGUAGACUUGAGUGAUUAAAGGGGAAGAAGUAGGAUGAAAGAACCUACAGAUGACAAUGAAUGUAAACUAAUUUUUCUUCAAGGGUAAACGGUGUGCUCACUGGUGAUACCUAGAUCCUAACAAGAUCACUUAGCUGGUUAGGUCCAGUUACUAGACUAUUGAGACCACUAUAGUACUUUGAACCAAAUGUUAAUGCUUGAUAUGGACUUGCAAAACAACAUCUGGUUCUCACAUAGCCUUAAGGAUUAAUUUUAGAGAUCCUCGAGGAGUUAAACUUAGGGAAUUUUGGCAACGAAGCCUACAGAGGCAGUAUACAGGAAAGGUGAAGUGGGUUUUAUGAGGGUGUCUGAAAACUAAAAUUUGCGGGAUAUCAUGGUAUAUACAGUUGGACGUUAUUGGUCCUUCGUGCUUUGGCCAUAUUGUAUAAUGGAGCUUUUACCAAAGAUGUAUGAGAAGCAUAAGGUUACAAAAUUUACUAUUCAAACUAAAACACCUGACAAGCAUACUUACAGAGCAAAUGAGAAAAGGUGCUAUGAUGUAGGCUCCUGAUGGUGCAGAGGGAUUUUUGAAUGAAAAAAAAAAUGCAACUCUUGCCUUCUCAGUUUCACUUUAGAAGUAUCUCUAGAAAUGAAGCUGUCAGACAUAAUAAAGAACAUUUUUAGUUGCUUUUGAAAUUCCCAAAGCUCCACCAUAAGUUUUAAUUCUUAGUGUUUUAAAUGAUUACAUUUUAAGGUACAUAAACUUGGAUUAUAGAAAUACCAAUAUUAUAGUAACAUCCUAAAAUAAGACAAGCACAAAGGUAUAAAUGCUUAAACUGGAGGAAACUUGAAAACCCUCAUGUUAAUUCUUAAAUGUAGUAUUUCUAACUUGUGACGGACUGGUAGGCAGCCAUUUUUUUUUUUGUGUCUUAAAUAACUGGGGACAUACAGUUAAAUUUUUAUACAUCAAGUGAUUGCUAUUGAAUGUUGCAGGAGAGAUGUUUUUGGGAAAUGUCUAGUGGGGAGGGGGAAGGGGAAACAUUUGAAAUUUGGGAAGCCCUAAAUCUUGGCAAGAAAUUGUAAUUUUUACUUACAUUUUCUUUAAAGGAUAUAAGAAGGUUGAUAAUUGAUGUAGUUAAAUUGAACCAUAUUCAGUGGUGAUUAUGGGGCAGGUAAUUAUAACCCGCAGAAAAAUUUACAAUUUAAGAAUGAAAAUAAGAUCCUGAAGUUUUUGUUUAAUUGCAUCAAUUUCUGUAUCUAUGUGAAUUUAUAAAACUGCAGUAAGUUUUGAAUGAGGUUAAUCUUGUCUAAUAAGUAAAUGAGUCUGUAGACUGUGAUCUCCCCAAACUAAAAAAGUACAGUACUUGGAAUUGUGUUCUUUAUGGUUGUAGUGUUGGUAAAGCACUAAUAUGCAGAAAAUAAAGGAAUUACACUGCA
This is a messenger RNA of Sorex fumeus (smoky shrew), 3841 nucleotides long. It is a transcript of the gene ARF6, whose product is annotated as ADP ribosylation factor 6. Gene Ontology annotation, molecular function: GTPase activity; GTP binding. The record is from RefSeq and is a predicted model, not a curated record. Gene Ontology annotation, cellular component: cytoplasm. NCBI's taxonomy places the organism in Eukaryota, Metazoa, Chordata, Mammalia, Eulipotyphla, Soricidae. The coding region runs from base 630 to 1157 and encodes 175 amino acids. Gene Ontology annotation, biological process: vesicle-mediated transport; intracellular protein transport. The transcript is spliced from 2 exons.